GGAUGAAGUUGAAUUCAAGACUACAUUCUUGAUGCUUGCUUUGUGUGAUUUUUUGUGCCCAACAACAUGUAGAAGGUUAGAGAGUGACUUAGUGGUUGCAUCAACAUUGGCCGUGGAUGCUCACAAAUAUGAUUGGGUGUCGCUUGUAUUGGAUAAGUUAUUAGUACAUGCGCGUCACUUUGCAGAAAAGUUUUACAGGGAAGGGUAUGCGAAAGGUUGUGGAGGUUGCACGUAUUUUCUUGCGAUUAUGUACCUUGAUCGAUUGCAUCGUCCUCCUGUGCGUUGGGGAUUAUUUCCGAGGUUAAAAGCGUGGUCUGCGAAAGAUGUGACUGAAGCGAAAGAAGCUGAUCGACAAAGUGGGAAGGGAGAUUAUGGGAAUAUUGGGUGCAUUGACUUGGCGUACGGUGAGAAACAUCCGUUAGUUGCGAGAGACACGAUGGGACCUCAAUGCAUGUCUUACGAGAUUGCUGCUCUUGUGUUGAGUGGAAUGGGAUUGGAAAUUAAUCCAUUGCACCGUAAUAGUAAUGCAUUUGAUGAUAAUAUGGAUUCAGAUUCUGAUCACGGCGCAAGUCGUAAUCGCCGAAGAGGGCCAAGGGACAAGCUUAACCCUUAUCAGCGCAAAAUGCAGAAGAAACGUGUUAAAGAAUGUCGAGGUGUUGAAGGUGAAGAUGAAUGUGGUGGAGGAAGUGAAAGUGGUAUGGGAGGUGUGGGAGGCAGUGGUGGUAUGGGAGGUGUGCGAGGCAGUGGUGGUAUGGGAGAUGUGGGAGGCAGUGGUGGUAUGGGAGAUGUGGGAGGCAGUGGUGGUGUGGGAGGUGUGGGAGGCAGUGGGGUGUGGGAGGCAGUGGUGGUGGGAGGUGUGGGAGGCAGUGGUGGUGUGGGUGGCAGUGGUGGUAUGGGAGGUGUGGGAGGCAGUGGUGGUGUGGGUGGCAGUGGUGUGGGAGUAAGUGGUGGUCUGGGAGGGGAGGAAGGCAGUGUUGGUGUGGGAGUAAGUGGUGGUCUGGGAGGUCUGGGAGGAGGAAGUGAAGGCAGUGGAGGAUAA
This is a messenger RNA of Beta vulgaris subsp. vulgaris (sugar beet), 1039 nucleotides long. RefSeq lists its product as uncharacterized. Lineage: Eukaryota; Viridiplantae; Streptophyta; Magnoliopsida; Caryophyllales; Amaranthaceae. The transcript has 5 exons. The record is from RefSeq and is a predicted model, not a curated record. The coding region runs from base 32 to 1039 and encodes 335 amino acids.